UCACGCUUAUUUACGAGACGAUCCUUAGGAAGAUUAACUUUCCAGUUGAGAAUGGCCUCUAGCACUUCUCUCCCUAGCCCUGUCAACGAGCCCUCACCUGCUGUUGUAAUUAGGCAGUCCUCUGUGGGAGAUACUCUUGAGCCCCUGCCAAGCAACAGGAGGCCGAAUCUGUCCACCUCUGAUGAGCAAUCUGUUGAAAGUCUAAGUGUUGAGACAGACAGCAGCAAGUCGAGGUCCAAGGAUAAGGAUAAGAAAGGGGGACACAAGCAUGCACACUCACAGUUCUUCUCUCCUCGAAAGGGUGGUGCUCUGAUGAACAUAUUCUCAGCCUCUCACAGACACAAGAACUCUGAGCUCCACAAGAUCUUCACUUCUCUUCCUGGUGAUGAACUUCUCAUUGAUGACUACUCAUGUGCUUUUCAGAGGGACAUUCUAAUCCAUGGUCGACUGUAUCUCACCCAGAGCUGGAUCUGUUUCUAUGCCAACAUCUUCUCAUGGGAAACAUUGCUGACGAUUCCAUUUCUGAGUGUCCAGGCUAUAACUAAAGAGAAGACAGCUCUAGUCAUUCCCAAUGCUAUCCAGGUCUCCACAACUAAUGAGAAGUAUGGUUUCUCUUCACUGGGCAAUCGAGACAUGUCCUACAACAUUAUUUUCAAGUGUUGGCAGAAUGUUCUGCUUGAGAAGGCAAUAUCCCCAUUGGGUCUGGUCCAGGCUGCUCGUAAGGCAAGGGGAGAGUCAACGGACGUGGGAUCAGAGGAGGAACUGUGGGGGAAACACAAGGAUGAAGCAGCACACGUGCACCCGGCGAUGUCACUGCCAACUCAUCUUGAGAUUGGAGUGCUACCUCCUACGUCUGUAUCACUAGAAAAUUCCAAGAGCUCUAGUGACUCUACAGAUGGAGCAGCUAGGGCUCAGGGGGGCGGGGCAGCAGCAGUGGAGCAGUCUAGAGAGACUACAUCUGGUCAAUCGGAUAAAAUCGAAGAAGGAGCUACUGGACUGCUCUCCUCCCGUCCCAGUGCAGAGGUUAUCUCUGUCGGAGGAGAGAGCAUCGCCAGCUCGGAGUACGAGACAGUAUCUCUCUUUGAGGACACUGGUGAGGUGUCGUGUGGGUGUUCCGAGCACCUGGGCAGAACCAUCAUCAACGAGCUGUACAACUGUGACGUGGAGACCAUCUUUCAACUCAUCUUCACUGACAAUGAGUUCAUUCGAAAUUUCUUCAAGAGCCAAAAACAGUUCAACAUAGUGAUAGGUGAAUGGCAGUCUCAGUCGGACAGCUCUAGGGAACGUGAACUUUCCUACACCAUCUCUCUCAACUACUCGUUCGGUCCAAAGUUCAGCCACACCACGGAGAGACAGGUGUACUCCAAGAUGUGUCAGCCUGGAAUUAAGCACAUUGUGGACGCAGACGUUGUAAACCACAACAUCCCGUACAGUGACACAUUCUACGUGGCCUGUCGCUACUGCAUCACCAGAGUAGCAAAUAAGCAGUCCAGACUCAGACUAACAGCAUCAAUCAAAUUCAAGAAAUCCUGCUGGGGCCUUGUCAAGAAUCUGAUUGAAAGAAAUGUUGGUGAUGGACUGGGAACACACUACUCUCAUAUGGACGCAUCCCUGAAAGAGCACAUAGCCACCCUUCCUGAGAAGCCCAAGCGUAGCCGCCGUCACCGCUCCCGCAAGCUAAGCAAGAAGGCGACCACUCCAAUGAGACUGACCGGCCUUUCUUCUACCACUGAGGAAACUAGGACCUUGCACAGAGUAUCCCUCCCCCAUCCUCCUCCAAUAAAGCCAGAACUGAGGACCCCACCCAUGACACCUGUUCCCACCCACAACAAGGAAGGCUCCCUCCCCAGGGUCAACCUGGCACUCACUCUGCUACUGGUAAUUCUGGUGGCAUCGAAUGUGCUCCUCUACCAACAACUGACCGGCUACACUGUGACCACACCUACUACCUCCCAACUACCCACCACCACCACUAAGACCUACCAGCCCCUAGAACAAUGGCCAACUACCCAAGAUCAAUGGAUUAGUCUGGUUCAUGAAGUAAUCGACAAAAGAGAUGAAGAAGUUAACCACUGGAAGAAGACAAUCACCGGCCUUGUUCGUGAGCUAGAGAAGGUUGAAGUAGCUGUGUCUGGCACAAAGAACCAACUACUGAACAGUCUAGUGAGAGAGGCCAAGGAACAGAGCGACCUGUUCAACCGGUUCCAGUCGUUAACACAGGGGGCGGGCAAACCAGGAGGCCACACCCCCACUAGCAACCAGGGUGAUCAGGCUGAACGUGUUGAAUUAUAACUGUAUGAACAAUAUGUUAGUAUUAUUAUUAUAUUCAUGUUUUUCUAUAUUUUAAUAAAUUUUGGGUUAACCAAAUUUGUGAACAUAAUAA
Molecule: messenger RNA, 2383 nt
Organism: Halichondria panicea
Lineage: Eukaryota; Metazoa; Porifera; Demospongiae; Suberitida; Halichondriidae
Product: protein Aster-B-like
Exons: 19
Coding region: 52-2292 (746 amino acids)
Biological process (GO): intracellular sterol transport
Cellular component (GO): endoplasmic reticulum membrane; plasma membrane; endoplasmic reticulum-plasma membrane contact site
Molecular function (GO): sterol binding; sterol transfer activity
Source: RefSeq, a predicted model, not a curated record